AUGUCAACACCUGCCCAGCAGCCUGUUGCGGACAAUCCUGCUGAGACGAAGCAACAAACCCUCUCAGAUGGCGAGAUCGGCCCCCUCAACACCUCCUCACCAGAGGACUCGGAGAAAGAGCAGCAGCAGCAAGUCGCAGAGGUUGGCGAACCUACCAAUCCCAAUCUGAUCAAUGGUCGCUCCAAGGGGAAAAUCGCCUUGAUAAUGCUGGCCUUGUGCCUGGCCGUGUUUCUCGGCGCUUUAGAUGUCACCAUCGUGACAACGGCUCUCCCGACUAUCAGCGACCACUUCCAGUCCAGUGCUGGCUUUACAUGGAUAGGUUCAGCUUUCUUGCUCGCCAACGCCGCAUCAAUCCCGUCAUGGGGGAAAAUCUCGGACAUCUUUGGCCGCAAGCCAAUGCUCCUGCUCGCCAAUGCCAUCUUCAUGCUUGGCUCCCUAAUCUGUGCUGUCUCCAACAAUAUUGGCAUGUUGAUUGCCGGACGCGCUGUGCAAGGUCUCGGCGGCGGUGGCCUGACGAUUCUCGUGAAGAUUGUCAUUGGCGACAUUUUUCCUCUCAACAUCCGAAGCGUAUUCUACGGUGUGAUUGGAGGUGUAUGGGCUGUAGCUGCGGCUACUGGCCCUGCCAUUGGUGGUGCAUUCACCGAAAAGGUGUCAUGGCGAUGGUGCUUCUACAUCAACCUCCCCCUCGACGGACUUGCCUUCCUUAUCAUUCUCGUUUUCCUCGACCUCCAUACCCCGCGUACGCCGCUUGUCGAAGGGCUCAAAGCCAUUGACUGGGUGGGCUCGUUUUUAGUGGUGGCCGGCACGCUCAUGUUCCUGUUCGGCCUAGAGUAUGGAGGUGUCUCGGCCCCAUGGAACUCGGUCGAAGUUAUCUGUCUACUCGUCUUCGGCCUGUUGACCUGGGGGCUCUUCAUCUUCUGGGAGGCACGCUACGCCAAGUUUCCAGUGAUGCCCAUGAACUUGUUCAGAAAGAUCAGCAAUGCCGCCACCCUCUUCUGCGUCUUCAUUCAAGGUGUUGUCUUCAUCUCCGCCUCUUUCUUCCUCCCGCUCUAUUUCCAGGCCGUACGUGGAAACACCCCAAUUGAAUCAGGUCUUUACGUUCUUCCCACAGCCCUCUCACUUUCUGUUGGCAGUCUUUCUACCGGAUGGCUGGUCGCAAAGACCGGCUGGUACAGAGAGCCCAUAACGUUUGGCCUCUUCAUGAUGACUCUUGGCUUUGGCCUGUUUAUCGACUUGGACGCCUACAGCGGGUGGGCAAAACUAGUCCUCUACCAGGUUGUCGCCGGUGUUGGAGUCGGACCCCUUUUCCAGGCGCCCAUUAUCGCCCUUCACGCGCACACAGAGCCCCGUGACGUGGCCACCGCCACUUCAACCCUUGGAUUUAUCCGCCAGAUCGCCCAAGCUAUCUCGGUUGUUAUAGGCCAAGUCGUUUACCAAAACGAGAAGCUCAAGCAAUACCCAGUUCUCGUCGCCGCCGGCAUAUCUCCCGAGCUGUCAAAGGUUCUGUCUUCUGGCGAGGCUGGUGGUGCGGAUAUUGACAUCAUUGCCAACCUUCCACCUGAUCAACGCGCGGCCGUCCGGAUUGCUCUUGCAGACUCACUCGAGCCAAUGUGGAUCAUGUACACGUGUAUCACUGCUGCCGGUCUACUUGCCUCUUUUCUCGUUCGCAAGAAGGUCCUAACCGACGUGCAUGUAGAGACCAAGACAGGUUUAGAGGCUGAACGUGAGAAUGCUGAAGCUCGCCGCCGAGAGCGAGAGAUGAGGAAGAAGAAAGAAGCUUCGGCAGUGUGA
Messenger RNA from Podospora bellae-mahoneyi, 1791 nucleotides. RefSeq lists its product as uncharacterized. Gene Ontology annotation, molecular function: transmembrane transporter activity. The record is from RefSeq and is a predicted model, not a curated record. Gene Ontology annotation, biological process: transmembrane transport. Bases 1 to 1791 code for a protein of 596 amino acids. NCBI's taxonomy places the organism in Eukaryota, Fungi, Ascomycota, Sordariomycetes, Sordariales, Podosporaceae. The transcript is spliced from 2 exons. Gene Ontology annotation, cellular component: plasma membrane.